Molecule: messenger RNA, 3634 nt
Organism: Cuscuta europaea
Lineage: Eukaryota; Viridiplantae; Streptophyta; Magnoliopsida; Solanales; Convolvulaceae
Source: the annotation of a GenBank genome assembly
UCCGUUUUUCCACUUUCCCUCUUCACUUGUUCACUAUUUAUUCAAAACUCAUUCGGUAAAACCGUAAUCCCUCUCCAACUUUCCUUCCCAUCUCCAAGAACACCGUCCUAUUGAGCACACCAUGAGGAGGCUCUUUGGACUAGCACCGACUGCUGUGGAAUCGCCUCAGUCAGCGUCUCCGUCGACUUCUCCAUUGCCACCGUUUACACCACCCUCUCUUAACACUGCGGCAGGACCCGCAAGGCCUAUCCGGUUCGUGUACUGCGACGAGAAAGGAAAAUUUCAGAUUGACCCGGAAGCCCUUGCGGUGCUUCAGCUCGUCAAGGAGCCCGUCGGCGUUGUCUCGGUCUGCGGACGUGCUCGGCAAGGCAAGAGCUACAUACUAAACCAGCUUCUUGGGAGAAGUAGUGGAUUUCAAGUGGCUUCAACACAUCGUCCAUGUACAAAAGGUCUUUGGCUCUGGAGUGCACCUAUAAAGAGAACUGCUCUUGAUGGAACAGAGUAUAACCUUUUGCUGAUAGAUACUGAAGGAAUUGAUGCUUAUGAUCAAACGGGAACAUAUAGCACUCAAAUAUUUUCAUUGGCAGUUCUCCUAUCAAGCAUGUUCAUCUACAAUCAGAUGGGUGGUAUCGAUGAAGCUGCUCUUGAUCGGCUCUCGCUUGUGACUGAAAUGACUAAACAUAUUCGAGUCAGAGCAUCUGGGGGAAGAAAUACAGCAUCCGAACUUGGACAAUUCUCACCUAUUUUUGUCUGGCUGCUUAGAGACUUUUAUUUGGACUUAACUGAGGAUAAUAGGAAAAUUACACCAAGGGAUUACUUGGAGCUUGCGUUGAGGCCAGUUCAAGGUGGUGGGAGAGAUGUAACUUCCAAAAAUGAGAUUAGAGAGUCAAUUCGUGCUCUUUUUCCUGACAGAGAGUGUUUUACUCUCGUGAGACCAUUGAGCAAUGAAACUGAGUUGCAAAGGCUGGAUCAAAUAUCUUUGGAUAAACUCCGGCCAGAAUUUAAAACAGGCCUUGAUGCUUUAACAAGAUUUGUCUUUGAGAGGACCAGGGCCAAACAAGUUGGUGCAACGGUAAUGACGGGACCCAUCUUUGCCCGCAUUACUCAGUCUUUUCUUGAUGCACUAAAUAAUGGUGCUGUCCCCACAAUUACGUCCUCAUGGCAGAGUGUUGAGGAAGCUGAAUGUCAAAGAGCCUAUGACUUGGCUGCUGAGGCAUACAUGUCUUCUUUUAAUCGGUCCACACCUCCUGAAGAGGCUGCACUGAGAGAAGCACAUGAAGAAGCGGUUCAAAAGUCGAUGUCUACAUUUAAUGCUACUGCUGUGGGAGCUGGAACAAUCAGGCAAAAGUAUGAUAAGAGGCUUCAGAGUUUUAUCAAAAGGGCAUUUGAGGAUAUUAAAAAGGAUGCCUUCAGGGAAGCUUUUUUGCAAUGUUCAAAUGCCAUACAGGACAUGGAAAGGGAACUCAGAAUGGCUUGUCAUGCUCCAGAUGCAAAAAUAGAUGGUGUACUUAAAGUUCUUGACCGCCUUGUAUCAAAGUAUGAAGCUUCCACUCACGGUCCUGAAAAAUGGCGAAAACUUAUUAUGUUCUUGCAACAGAGCUUGGAAGGCCCACUAUUAGAUCUCACCAACAAACAAAUAGACCAAAUUGGAUCAGAGAAGACAUCUUUGGCAUUGAAGUGCCGUUCCAUUGAGGACAGGAUGAGUUUGAUGAACAAACAGUUGGAAGCCAGUGAGAAGUACAAGUCUGAAUAUUUGAAGCGCUAUGAAGACGCCAUUAAUGACAAGAAGAAGCUUUCAGAUGAUUACAUGAGCCGUAUAUCCAACCUGCAGAGCAAAUGCAGUUCCUUGGAAGAGAGAUGUUCCAGCUUGUCAAAAACAGUGGAUGCAGCCAAGCAGGAGUCUUUAGAAUGGAAAAGGAAAUAUGAGACAGCUUUGUCAAAGCUUAGGGCUGAUGAAGAUCAGGUGAACUCAGAGAUUGCAAUUCUCAAGUCGAGAACCUCUGCUGCUGAAGCAAGAGUUGCUGCUGCUAAAGAGCAAUCUCAGUCUGCUCAAGAGGAGGCCGAGGAGUGGAAGAGAAAAUACGAGAUUGCUGUUAAGGAAGCGAAGAAUGCUCUCGAGAAGGCAGCGGUUGUCCAAGAACGUUCUAACAAGCAGACACAUAUUAGAGAAGAGGCUUUGAGGAAAGAUUUUUCCGUUACCCUGGCUGAGAAGGAAAAUGAAGUCAAAGAUAAAACAUCAAAACUUGAAAAGGCAGAGCAGCAUUUGGCAACUCUCAGUGUCCAGCUGAAGGCUGCUGAGUCCAAGAUAAAGAACUAUGACAUCGAAGUGUCAUCAUUGAAGCUUGAAAUAAGGACCUUGGGUGAGAGACUAGAGACCAUCAGCAGCACAUCACAGUCAUUUGAAAGAGAGGCUAGGAUCCUGGAACAAGAGAAACUUCAUCUGGAACAGAAAUACAGGACCGAAUUCGAACGGUUCGAGGAUGUCCAGGAACGGUGCAAGUUUGCCGAGAAAGAAGCCAAGAGAGCGACUGAGCUUGCUGACAAGGCAAGAUCUGAGGCCGCCACAGCCCAUAAGGAGCGCAGUGAGAUCCAGCGCAUAGCAAUGGAGAGGCUGGCCCAGAUCGAGCGUGCUGAGAGACACAUUGAGAACCUUGAGAGGACAAAAUCCGACCUGACCGAUGAGGUGGCUAGGCACCGAUCAGCUGAGGAGGAUGCCCUGGCAAAGGUGUCGGUUCUGGAGGCACGAGUUGAGGAGAGAGAGAAAGAGAUUGAGUCGCUGCUGAAAUCAAACAACGAACAGAGGGCCAGCACUGUCCAGGUUCUUGAGAGUCUGCUAGAGACGGAACGGGCGGCACGUGGUGAAGCAAACAGUAGGGCAGAGGCUCUGUCUUUACAGCUCCAAGCCACCCAAGGAAAGCUUGAUCUUCUUCAGCAACAGAUGACUGCUGUCCGUCUGAAUGAAUCGGCACUUGAUAGCAAGCUCAGAACUGGCGGGAAACGGGGGAGGGGUGGGAACGAGAAUGAAACAGGUGGUGGGGUGGAAUCAGUCCAGGAUACGAGGAGGGGUAGUAAGAGGGCCAAGAGCACUACUAGUCCCUUGAAGUUUGGUGGGUCCCCACCGGAUGAUGGUGCUUCGGCCUACAGGGGAUUAUCUGGUGAAGAGAACGAGAGCAGCCAGCAAACACCAACAGAGGACUAUACCAAAUUUACAGUUCAGAAACUUAAACAGGAGCUUACCAAAAAUAACUUUGGUGCAGAGCUGCUCCAGCUGAAGAACCCGACCAAGAAGGAUAUCCUUGCUCUCUAUGAGAGAUGCAUGCUCAUCAACAAGUCUUGAUUAGCCCUUCUCCUAACAAGUGCCAUUUUUUGGUGUGUUGUUUUGACAGAUGGGUCCAAGAUUGGUUGACACUAUGUAAUAUAAACUGCUGACAUUAAUAUCGGACAUAUAUAAUUUCCAGGAGACCAUGAAGUCUAAUCAUGUAAAUUUUCUGUGUUUCUGUUUUCAUGAUUGGUCAGUCUUUUUAGGAAAAUAUUUGUCCGGAAAACGAAGAAAUAUUACAUUAUUAUUUUUUUGGUGAUGGCGCAAAGUUGUAUUACUUGUAUCAGUGCCUUGAUUAAUUAUGCCUUAUAACAA